CAUUUUAUGAAUCCACCAAAACCCAAUGAAGCAAACAGGCCAGAACGAUGGCUUCACUCAAUUCAAACUCCUCUCCAAAACCUUUCUCUUUCUCUCCUCUUUUUUACAUAGACCCUAAUUCAUAAUCAUAUGUCAUUUCUUCCAUAUUCCAAUCUCCGACUGUAUAUAUACAGAGAAUGAAAUCAAGGGAACAGAAGGUGGGGCUAAGAUCAAGAGGUUCAUGGAGUCCACAAGAGGAUGAAACUCUGUUGAAGCUGGGAGAAGGACACGGCCCUAGCAAUUGGUGUCUGAUAAGCGCCGGCAUAACGGGCCGGUCUGGAAAAUCAUGCCGACUAAGGUGGUGCAACCAGUUGAGGCCGUAAGUGCAACACCGCCCAUUUACUCCGGCAGAGGAUAAUUGGCAACAGAUGGGCCACUAUUGCACGCCUCUUGCAGGUCGCACGCCGCCAAAGACGAAAUGGUAAGUUAUCUUCUGACUCGAACAAGGAACAAAGAGACCGGAACUGUUUGGUUUUCUCUCAAAAAAAUAAUAUUCGAAAAUUAUUUUUGGACUAGAGUUUUAAAAAAAUAUUUUUAAAAAUUUUUAGAUUACAAAAUUUAAUUAUAUAUUUUUAAAAAUAAUUUUAAAAAAUAAAAUUAUAAAAUUUAUUUGAAUAAUAAUCCACAAUUUUUCCACAGUUUCUCAACAGUCUCUCUCACUUUCGCUAUGUAUCACCCAACACUAACAACUGAGAACCACCGUCAACCCCAACACCCACAACCACCAUCAACCCAAACCGAGAACCACCCAAACCUACCACCAAGACCACCAUCAACAC
This is a messenger RNA of Ilex paraguariensis (yerba mate), 818 nucleotides long. Lineage: Eukaryota; Viridiplantae; Streptophyta; Magnoliopsida; Aquifoliales; Aquifoliaceae. The record is from the annotation of a GenBank genome assembly.